Molecule: messenger RNA, 5452 nt
Organism: Dermacentor andersoni
Lineage: Eukaryota; Metazoa; Arthropoda; Arachnida; Ixodida; Ixodidae
Gene: tank
Product: EI24 domain-containing protein tank
Biological process (GO): macroautophagy
Cellular component (GO): endoplasmic reticulum
Source: RefSeq, a predicted model, not a curated record
ACACAGACAAAGCAAUGCACAGACCCUGGUAACCGAGUGGCGUGUGUGUGUGUGCAUGUGUGACUGUGAUCGUGAGUGCUGCUUUUAUCCUGUAAAUUUUGUAUUCGUAACCACUCCCAUUGUGCGUGUGACGGGUGUGACUGACUGUGUGAGAAUGUGCAAUCGUAGGACUGUCGAAUCUUUGUAGCGCACGCAAACUGCGCCUUGUUGGUCUACAAGUCAGCUGAGAGAGGAACAACAAAGUUUUUCCCCCCAGUCACGUCGCAAGACACAAGUGGAAAGAGAGAGCGAUGGAGGACUUGAAGUGCGGUUUGGUGGGACUAGCGCGCGGUGUUUACGAUUCCAUCGUGGGCAUCGGCAUCGUCAAAACCCUGGAUGCCGAUCAACGAAAAUCUGCUCGGAGAGCCACCGACGCGGCGUCACAACCCGCAACUGCCCUGGCUCUACGCAGGGCCGCGGUUCAACAGCAGCGUCCGUCGACAUUGUCGUCGUCCCCGCUACGGACUAAGGAGGAGCCGCGGCUUCUGUACCGCAUUUUCCAGUGCUGUCUACUGAACGGCGGCGUCUUCGGACUGAGCAUAGUCUCUUUCAACUACCUGGUUCUCCCCGCCGUCCAGUCGCUGAUCGACCUGCUUUACGGCGACCACCAAAGUUCGCCGGCGAACAACAUAUGGACUUGGUUGCAGCCGCUGCUCGUCGUCACGUUUCAGGCGCUCUGGGUGAUUCCGCUGUUUGUGCUAAGCAAGAUAGUGAACUGCUUGUGGUUCCAGGACAUUGCGAACGUCGCGUUCCGCUACGUCACGGGCGGACGCCCGACGCUUAUGACCAGCGUGAGCCGCUUCCUCUCGGACGUGCUGUUCAGCGUGCUGGUUCAGACGCUGUUUUUGCUCCAGUCGCACCUCGUAGCCGCGCUGCCCAUCGGCAGGAUAGGUGAGCUCAUCAGCCUGAUCCACCUGUCCCUGCUGUACUCUCUGUACGCAUUCGAGUACGUUUGGUGCAGCCGCGGCUGGGAGCUGCACCGGCGGCUCUCGUUCAUCGAGUACAACUGGCCGUACUUCAUCGGGUUCGGCGUGCCGCUGGCCGUGCUCACUUCGUGGCCGACGUCGUACUUCAUGAGCGGCUCCAUCUUCUCGAUCCUCUUCCCGCUGUUCAUCCUGAGCGCCCACGGUGUAACGCCGACCACUGGGACUGCCAGGUUUCCCCUUCAACUCUUCUCUCCGUCCAUCUGGGUCUCCAACGCGAUAUUUCAUUGGUUGACAGCCAACUGCACCACCAAGCCCAUUCGUCCCACGGUCUCGCGACACAAGCGGUCGGUCACCCGUGAGCACCGGAAGCAGUCCUUGUCUCCCCGUGCAUUGCGCCCAAGAACCGCCGCCACUCCCAGCUGAUGGACCGGCACAGCCACGCUGUGGACGUCUUGGCUUCACUCCAUGCAAGAUUGUCUAGCAGUCACCGUCGCAUUCGUAAAACGCACCGUUCACGAAUGUGACGGCCUCCCUCGCAGCAUCGAUACAACGCAUGCCAAGGCCACCAGGAUUGGGUCGUCUCACGACCGAGGUGGCUGCAGCAGUUUGCGAGCAUUUAUCAUUGGAUGGCUGUUGCUCCAGCGACUGUGUGACAUGCCCAGCUAUAUUCAAGGGCACAUCGCUGUUUUAGUUUUUAUUAUUAUUGACCUGUCAGUCAAGGUUUGAAAAACCUUGUGAUGUGCCCUUGACUGCUGUGUACAAACUUUUUAAAAGCAGGGCAGGGGGUAUUGCGAUAGUUUUGGUCGCUCACAGUUGCACCUCGGUUGUCACUGCUGCAUUGCAUCAAGAGCACCCCGAGUAGUCUGGACACAGCUGUGAACAGUCCCAUGCACAUAAUAUAAAGUAUGCUGUAGAGAUUAUGUUCUUUUGUUCCUAUUGAACAAAGCAUAUUUUAUAAGGUACCAUGUCGAAAUAAAAGUGCAUGUUUUAUUGUUUUCAGUUGCAGUGCUAGUCUCUCUCUUUCACCGCAUUGGUGUCAAUCAGCUUAUACAAUAUUUUUGGAGGUCUGAACUGAAAUAAGCCUUGUUCUUUUCGCCCCACGUCAUGCAGGACCAUUGCAUAAAAAUUAAUAAUUUAAUGUAGCAUGUACACGGAUGGAGCACACGGUCGUGGUUCUUAAUUGAUAUAUCACAGGCAUACCAUCUCAAUUUCUUGCCCACAUAUGCCAUUAUUUAUGACUUUUUGUUUUAGCUAGCAAGCAGCAGCACUCUAUAUUUCUUUGUAGAACUGAUGUUAGCUAUCAGGUCUACUACAUAUAGACCCUGACAGCAACCCUGAUAUCAGUCCAUAUGUGGUACACCUUAUAGCAACGUUAGCUGCAUAUCAUUUAUUCUUAUCUGUGGCUGCUAAAUUUUGUAGAAACCUGAUGGUGAAAGUUGUUUGCAGGCACCGCUAUCUUAUAGAGACACUGUGGGAAAAAUAUUAAGCCAAGCUAGAUCAAUAGAUCAUUAGUCUAUUAUUGUUUUCUGUGUGCCAGUACAUCACUUCGUUUGUGGAAAAUUGCUAUCGAAGGUCUUGAUGCUGCUCAUCAAUUUCAACCUCCCAUGCCAAAAUGGACGAGUUGACAUAAUGUCCACGUGAUCUCCCUCUGUGUUGCUUUGUGUGAAUCGGCCAGUACUGCUGUCGCAGAAGUGGUACCGCAGUCCACAACAGGUGGCACCACUCCACUUUUUCAUUCAUGUCCUUUUCUCUUGCAAAAGCUCUGUUCUUGCUAUGACUGACGAAUUCGUUAUUACAGAAGCCUAACUUUUCAAUCUAGCUUGACCUAAUAUCCUUAGUGUUUCUUUAACUUACUGUAUAACUGUCAAUCCAUAAGAUUGGAUUGACAGGAUUGACAAUAACUCUUGACUGUCUUUUACACGUUUUGUGUACACUUCCCGACCAAUAAGGGCCUCCCUGUAUCGGCAGGCUCAAUGUCGGCAGCCGUUUUAAGCUUGUGAGUGUUGCAUGCCAGCUGUGCAUUAAUUGGUUAUGGCUAAACUGCUUUAAAGCACACUAGCAUGAAGAGUGGGACCAUGGCUUCUAUAGCUCGCGUGCCCGAGCUCUACUUUCACUUGGUCAUAGGGUGUUGCAGAAACGUUUUCCAUCUGCCUUAUCUGUCGCAACAGCUUGCGGUACAUUAUUGUACAUGCCCAAGGCUCGUGCAUUUAACUUAAUCCCCUCUUUCUUUUGUGAAGAAUUUGCAGAGCUGGUAGGGAGAAGUUUGUGGGACAUUGGCAUUGCUUUCUGUCAAUGCUAAGAGGGUAGUAAAACAACUUCGGCUCCAUUCGAUUUGCCCUGCACUUUGUGAAAUAGUUCCCACCAGUUCAUUGCGAGUUCUCGCUGGUGCAGAAAUUGCACGGCAUGACAUACACGAGCCCUGCACCACCUCUCAGAUGAGUGCAGGAAAGGCACUGUUCUGAGACCCCCAUUGUCACAAAUUCAAGAAAUGUACUAGGCCAGUAUGGGCUGCUGGCCAGGGCAAGUGCAAACUUUAAUCUGAACUUUAUUUAAACAGGCAAACACUGAAGGAAAACAUGCAAUGUAUAAACAUUGGGUAUGGACACACACAGCGAACCAUAACCAUCAUGUGUACAAUCUUUGGGGGUGCUGUGGGGAGGCACACCUUCAGUGUUCUAAGAACGCAUCUUGUAAGGCUCUUCAGCCACCGAUAAAGAAAAGAGGCCAUUGAAAUGCACAUUUAACGGUUCAGUCCACAUGAGCUUGUUGAUGUCAUUUUCAUGUGCAAUAUAGAUACUUUUACAGCUUUCCCAACUAACUAUUGCAGUCUAGGGUUUCCGCAAUGCUGCUGCUAGAAGUGGUUUCACGUAAUGUUGAAUAGCUUGUGGUAAAGCAAAGAAAAACUCAGCUCGGCUAGUAAACAAGAUGGUCAAUGUAGCGCAACACAUACUGUUGCAAUAAUUUUGUUCCUUAAAUCUUCUGUCCUUGUCUCUGUGUGGCACCACUGUUCAUCCCAGUUGGGCUAGAGUGUUAAUUAUAGUAAGUGUAAGCAGCAAAGAAUGAUUCCUGUUCCACUACAUCCCCUCUAUUUCGUUUCCUGGUCCUAUUCAGGUGUACCUCCAUGAUUACACUGGUAGCAGCGUCUCCACGCACUGUGCAUCUUAGUUUUAUAUAAGAGUCUCUCUGGGUAAAAAAGAGCAGGACACGAAGAAUUUCAUAGUGCUCACUUGUCAUUUCCACUACUCUUGUAGUUACUGUUAAGCAAACAAUAUGGAAAUGCCUUAGGAACAGUUUGAUUGUUUCUCUCUGCAUAUAUAUGCAUGCAUGCUAUUAGUGGACAGAAGUCACUUGUAUAUGCCUGGAAGUGGAAGCUGAAGUCUUAGGGUCCACGAAAGUAAUGCGCAGUAUGCUGAAUUUCCUUGUGUUUUUGUGAGCUUACAAGGCUGCAAGAAACUUGAAGGAUUAAACAAGAGGAGCACUUCUGUCUUCAGGUUUCAUUUUUACUUCUCGUUCACUCUGGGACAGCUUAUUCAACCUCGUAGGCACAGUCUUUACGAAAGAAGCUUUGCCACUUUCAGUAUUUAUUAUUAGCUGAUAGCACUGGUGAAUCCGGGAUAUAUAUGCUUUGAUGAGCCUUCCUUCCCCCCUGGAGGCUACCUUCUAUCUGCUCCUGGCGGAUAGCAACGGUGAAUAAUACAACUAUUGGCCAUUGUAGAAUGUCAUGCUUACUUUACUAGCUCUGAUGCAAAAAGGGUGUUGAAGAGCAAACCUGACUGUUGUCAGUAAUUACUUGGGGAACUUAUUUUGAACCUUUGUCAUUUAUUGCUCACGUGACAACAAAGUGGUGUUAAUCACAAGGGGAAUAUAUACUCAAAUGGAAGUCUACUAACUCCCCAAAGUGGUUACACAUGGGUGUUCCAAAGAGGCAAGGAGCCACCAAUAUAGCCUUUUUUUGUUUUUUAUGAGGACUUUGCUUUUACUUCGAACUCGUGCUGCUUUUGUGCAACAUAGGGUUUUAUAGACUCUGCAAGCAAAGCCUUCUGUGUGCUGGACAGUGCUUCGAACGUGAUAUGAGUGUAUUGGUGCUGGUAUUAUUUAAAUGCUGAGAGCCUGUGAUCAUGUAAAUCAGUAUGUAAAUAUAAGACCUUUUUUUUGUGUCGCAGUGGUGCAUGACUUUCUUAAGAUAGAACCAAAUAUAUACAUACUGAUACAAAUGACUUGCCUGCUUGGACGAGAAAGCCUGGAUAUGGGUGCGUGUACUGUGCGUGUGUUUGUAUUGUAUACUGUCUGGGAUGAGCAUGUUUUAUUGUUUUUAGAUGACUGCUUGUUUUGUUGCCUAGUAUGUCACUUUUUGUUUUCUUAGUGCAAUGCUUGGGUGUUGCUAAUCUUGCUAAGUACAACACCCUUAAUCAUUGCUGCCACAUAUUUGGCUUUGUAAAAGCACACUACUUGGGAUGCAAAUAAAUAUGUCUGAAGCUUUGUGCACA